AUGAGCAGAUUUUUCGCUACAGGAACAGACUCUGAGUCUGAGAGCUCCAGCGAAGACGAGCCAGUAGUACGCGCCCCCGCACCCGUUUACACGUUUAGUGACGAUGAAGAGGAAACAAAACGUGUUGUGCGGUCUAUGAAAGAGAAGCGUUAUGAGGAAUUGGAGGGCAUCAUCCACUACCUACGCAAUCAUCGCAAGAUUAAAGACUUCUCUUCAGCUCUUGCCUCUUUCGAAGAACUCCAGAAAGCCUAUACUCGCGCCGCACCUGUUGUAGCUAAAGAGGAAAAUGGAGUGGCGCCAAGGUUCUUUGUGAGGGCACUCGUCGAAUUAGAAGAUUGGGUAUCUUCUGCUUGGGCUGAUCGUGACAGCAGAAAGACUUUGUCAAAAGGCAGCAGUAAAGCAUUGACAUCAUUGCGGCAAAAGUUAAGGAAGUAUACUAAAGACUUUGAAGCUGAAGUUGCUAAGUUCCGUGAAGAUCCAGAUUUGCCAGAUGAUGAUGAAGAGCACAAAGAUUCUUCAUCUUCAGAUGAAUCAGAUGAUGAGGAGAAAGUCAAGGAAAAACCACGCGCUCGUCGCUCACCCGAGCCUCCUCGCCGGCCACCUCCCCAAGAUGACGAAUCCUCUGAUUCCAUGGAUUGGGGUUCUAGUUCAUCCGACUCUAGCGAAAGUUCAGAUGAUGAAACGCGUGGAGCUACUACCAUAAGGGAGCGUUUCUUAAAGAGAAAUACCGAGAGAGAAGAUGAUGAAGAAAAGGACAGGCGCAAAACAAAAAUCAGACGUGAUAGAACUGUUAAGGUCUCUAAAAAAGACCAGGCCGACGAUGGUGGCGAAUGGGAGACAGUUAAAGGAGGAAAAGGAGCUGCUAUUUCUGAUAAACCUAAAAUGUUUGCCAAGGACAGUGACAUUGAUGCAGCUUUGGUGGUGAAGAAAUUAGGAGAAAUUAGCGCAGCUCGUGGCCGCAAGCGCACUGACCGUCGCGCUCAACUAGAACUGCUUCACGAGUUACGUACAGUUGCUGCACAGCACAAUUUAGGCGAUGCUCUGCAACUUAAACUCCGUGCUGCUACAGUCGCAGCCCUGUUUGAUUACAACCCUAAAGUGUCUGAUGCCAUGAAACCAGAGUACUGGUCGAGGCUUGUUGAGAAUGUGGAUCAGAUGGUUACUCUACUUUUAGGUCAUGAAGAUAUGGUUCUUAGUGAAAAUUUCACAGAAGAACAAGAACAGCUGGUAACACCACCUUUCCAAGUUCGCGGCUGUUUGCUCACCGCCCUUGAACGACUCGAUGAUGAGUUCACUAAGUUGUUGAAAGAAUGUGAUCCACACUCUAAUGAAUAUGUGGAGAGACUAAAAGACGAAGUUCGCGUUUCCGCCUUGAUUGAUAGAGUAUGUCAGGUGGUAGAACGUGAUGGCACUCCACAGGAAAUCUGCCGUGCUUACCUGCGUAAGAUUGACCAUUUGUAUUAUAAGUUCGAUCCACGCGCUGUACGUAAGGACUUGCCUCCAGGUGAGGAGACCACCAUCAAGAAGAUGGAACGCUUUUGCAAAUACAUUUAUGCUCACGAUGAGACUGACAGACUGAGAACUCGUGCAAUUCUCUCUCAUAUCUACCACCAUGCGCUUCACGAUAAUUGGUUCCAAGCUCGCGAUCUGCUGCUGAUGUCUCAUUUACAAGAAACUGUUCAGCACUCUGAUCCUAGCACUCAGAUUCUGUACAAUCGUACAAUGGCUAACUUGGGCCUAUGCGCAUUUCGUCGUGGCAAUGUAAAAGAAGCUCACGGGUGUCUGGCUGAACUAAUGAUGACCGGCAAACCUAAAGAGUUGCUGGCUCAAGGCUUGCUGCCUCAGCGUCAACACGAACGUUCGAAGGAGCAGGAGAAGAUCGAGAAGCAGCGUCAAAUGCCAUUCCACAUGCAUAUAAAUUUAGAACUACUCGAGUGUGUGUAUUUGGUGUCUGCUAUGUUAAUUGAGAUCCCUUACAUGGCCGCUCACGAAUUCGAUGCUCGUCGUCGAAUGAUCAGUAAGACUUUCUACCAGAACUUGCGAGCUAGUGAACGACAGGCGUUGGUGGGCCCACCGGAGUCCAUGCGUGAGCACGCAGUUGCGGCCGCGCGAGCGAUGCGACGUGGAGAUUGGCGCGCUUGUCUUAACUUUAUUGUUAAUGAGAAGAUGAAUGCUAAGGUGUGGGACCUGAUGGUGGGUGCAGAUAAUGUACGGGCAAUGCUCGGCAGACUGAUUCGCGAAGAGUCACUGCGUACCUAUCUAUUCACAUAUGCUCAUGUGUACGCUUCUCUUUCGUUGCGGUCACUUGCCGAUAUGUUCGAGAUGCCUCGCCAACGCGUUCACUCGCUCGUCUCCAAGAUGAUCAUUAAUGAAGAAUUACUCGCAUCUCUCGACGAUCCUAGCGAAUGUGCAAUCCUUCAUCGUUCUGAACCAACUAGGAUGCAGGCUUUGGCACUGCAGCUUGCUGACAAGGUCGGUAACUUAGUCGACUCAAACGAACGCAUAUUCGAGAAGCAGGGAUCGUUCUUCCAACGUGGCGGACAACAGCGUGGGGAAGGGCGACAGCGUGAAAGGCCACGCGAGGGUUGGAACAGGCGCACGCGCAAUAGGCGCCGGGACGAUGAACGCGGGGACGACUAA
Arctia plantaginis is the source of this 2640-nucleotide messenger RNA. The record is from the annotation of a GenBank genome assembly. NCBI's taxonomy places the organism in Eukaryota, Metazoa, Arthropoda, Insecta, Lepidoptera, Erebidae.